AUGGCGGCUAUCUUCUCCAUCGUGAGCCAACUAGGGGGCUUUGUGCACUUCGAAGGUGCGGAGGAAGACGAAGGAGCAGUCAGAGCCAUCGCUGUAAACGGCGAAUCUGCUCAACGAAAAGUGCAGCACGAAACAGCUAGGAACUCGGCGUAUGCUGAAGGAUGUUCAGCAGAAAAGCCAAUCAUUGCCCAAUUAAAAAAGUCGAGCAAGCUAUUUCUGCAGGAUUCGUCGUGUUAUGAUGUUGCUCCAAAGCUGUCCAUGUGUAGAGAGUGUAGGAUGAUGUCAGACCAGAGGGACAAGAAAAUGCCAAACAUUUUCUGUCGCUUCUACGCAUUCAGAAAGCUACGCUUUGGCAAGAAUGGCACUGUGCUCAGUGGUGGCUUCUCGGAACCAAGUGAUGCUUCAGAAGAAGAUUUAAAGCUGUGGCUGCCUCCAUUGGAUCAUACACCUAAAGACUUGGAUGUUAACACCGCAAAUAUCAUACUGUCCCAUGUGGGCGAGCAGUUUUGUGAUCUCGUGGAGCAAGAGAGGGAAGCGCAGUCUCUACACAUGGGCGAAGAUAAGACCAUAUCGUGGAAGCGCGUUGUGCAAAGUGUGCUUGAAAUGUGUGAUGUCUGUGAGACAACUCUCUUCAACAUUCACUGGGUGUGUCGCAAGUGCGGUUUUGUGGUGUGUGUAGACUGCUACAAGGCAAAGAAGAAUGGCAUAGUGAAAGCUGAGGACACACCCCCGAAAGACAGAGAUGAGUUCCAGUGGCUCCUGUGUGCCAACCGACAGCCACAUGAGCAGAAUAAACUGAUGAUGACACAAAUAAUACCUAGCAAGGCUUUUUGCAACGUCAGCGAGAGCCUGCACUUGAGACGCCCGGAGAGGAAGAAUGACUACGAGACAAGCUCCUAUAUUACGCAUAUGAAACAACUCAUGAGUUACGUCAAGAAGAGCUUCUCUGAGGAGAGCAGUGCAGUCAGCGAUAAAACGGGGAGUGCUGGAAAAUGCCAAAAGCAAGCUGUGAAUGACGGCGCCAAAACGUCCUCUGGUGCUGUAGGUGGCAGCUAUAGGGGGUGUAACGGAGGCUCUCCAUUGUCGGUCUUGGAAGAUGUAGCACUGCAUUCCUCUACCAGAUUUGAUGACAAAAGGGAUCAGCAGCAGGCGAGUGAAGCUGGUGAUGACGAGAAGGGUGAAGACUUUUCCGCACUGCGAGAACUCCUCAUCCGCCCUACUGGUGGCAGUGCUAAGAGCCAGUUGGAUGAAGUAGUAGCAACAGCAGUACAGCAUUUGGUGGGCAAGAAAGAUGAACAGCAUCUGGAGCAUUUCCCCCGACGCUUUCCCAGCCCACGAAAAGGCGGUAAAGUCUUGCCUGUACGUGUCUGCAGCCUAGCCGAGACUUCACUGCUUUACCCCAAGGUUUCCCAUUCGUGGCUCCGCGAUGGAAAGUUGCUUGAACAUGAUGAUCCAAGAAACAAGCACAACUUGGCCAUAUUCCAGGAGCAGUGGAAGCGAGGCCAGCCUGUGCUGGUCACUGACGUUUGCAAGAACUUGAAUAUGUCAUUGUGGCACCCCGACGGUUUUUGCCGAGAUUUUGGUGAAGUACGAAAUGACCUGGUGAAUUGCCGAAAUGGCAGCAUCCUUCCAAACCAGCCAAUGCGGAAGUUUUGGGAAGGCUUUGAGAACUUAAGCAAGCGCAUGAAAGAUAAAAAUGGAGAAUUUAUGCUGCUGAAGCUGAAGGACUGGCCACCUUGUGACGAUUUCAGCGACAUGCUGCCCAGCAGGUUCAAUGAUCUCAUGAAGGUGUUGCCACUACCAGAGUACACUCACCGGGAUGGAGUUUUCAACUUGGUUGGGCGGCUGCCAGAAUGUUUUGUCAGGCCGGACCUUGGGCCUAAGAUGUACAGUGCCUAUGGCUCUGCGCUUUACCCGAAUAAACACACUACCAACCUACAUGUGGAUGUCAGCGAUGCUGUGAAUAUUAUGGUUUAUCUUGGAAUUCCUAAGGAUCAGAAGCAUGAAGAAGUCAUCAAGGCUGCACUGAACGCAAUUGAUGAAGGCGCAUGUGAUGUCCUGACACGAAAGAGGAUGAGAGAAAAGAAUGCGAAACCAGGUGCUCUUUGGCACAUCUACCAUGCCCGUGAUGCUGACAAGAUCAGAGAUUUUCUUAAGAAGGUGGCACUGGAGCGUGGCGAGAAGCUGGAGCCCCAUCAUGAUCCCAUCCAUGACCAGAGCUGGUAUCUGGAUCACGAGCUCCGCGAGCGCCUUCUUUUUGAAUAUGACGUUGAGGGCUACGCUGUUGCCCAGUGUCUUGGAGAAGCAGUCUUCAUACCAGCAGGUGCCCCACACCAGGUCCUAAACUUGCACAGCUCUAUAAACGUGGCUGAAAGCUUUGUAUCCCCAGAAAACAUUGCUCACUGCUACAGCUUGAUCAGCGAAUUCCGUCAGUUGUCUGUCAUCCACAAAAACCAUGAGGGCAAGCUCCAGAUUAAAAAUGUGAUCUACCAUGCCGUGAAGGAUGCGGUGGCGAUACUCCGGGCAAAUUCUGCUUCAAACCCCAACAAGAAAUGA
Messenger RNA from Rhipicephalus microplus (southern cattle tick), 2556 nucleotides. RefSeq names its product lysine-specific demethylase 3-like. Lineage: Eukaryota; Metazoa; Arthropoda; Arachnida; Ixodida; Ixodidae. Gene Ontology annotation, molecular function: chromatin DNA binding; histone H3K9 demethylase activity; transcription coregulator activity. Gene Ontology annotation, biological process: regulation of transcription by RNA polymerase II. The record is from RefSeq and is a predicted model, not a curated record. Gene Ontology annotation, cellular component: histone deacetylase complex; chromatin.